Molecule: messenger RNA, 453 nt
Organism: Pundamilia nyererei
Lineage: Eukaryota; Metazoa; Chordata; Actinopteri; Cichliformes; Cichlidae
Gene: kncn
Product: kinocilin
Exons: 5
Coding region: 58-375 (105 amino acids)
Source: RefSeq, a predicted model, not a curated record
CAAGUGAGACCAGUGAGUGUUAAUAUUGGCGCUGUCGACCCUGCAGGGCAAAAUAGCAUGGUGGAUUUAGGCCUGCUAAUAGCAAUCUACCCCUUCAUAAAAGCUUGGCUGAACGUCAACCACAUCCUUCCAUCCUUUGCGAACUUCAGAGUGCACCCCGCCCCUGCCAAUCCUGCUCCUGAUCAGCCAGUUGAGACACUGAGACGAGAAGGGACUCACAGUCAGAUUAAUCUGGAACGGUCUAAGAGUCGUAUGGGAACCUUUGUGGAGGCUGGAACAAUAGCUGAAGCCAACCCGGAUGAGGGGACUUCUGCGGACAUGCCGGAUGUCUUAUCGAGACGGAAACUAAAGCCUUCAGAUCAAGAUCUGCCAUGAGGUCAUCACGUAGCAAGACUGGCCGCUCCAUGUGAAGGAAGCUGGAUGCAGAAGGUUGCAACUUCUGCAGAAGAAGUU